AGAAAAACAACACGACUAGCGCUACCAGCUUAGAAUGACAGAACAGAUAAAAAAUAAGAGGCUGGAAAAAUCCACCAAACAGAAACUGGACGAAUUUAACAAGAUUAAAGGUGUAGAAGUGAAAGCUGGAGAUUUUUGGGAUCUGGUGGUGAUCACUGCUGUAGACGAUCAUCAGAAAUCUGCCUAUGAGCUUCAGAUGAGAGAGAAGAAGCAGAGGAACGAGCUGCCCAUCAGCCUCCACUACCACGUGUUUGCAGAUCCUCCAGGAUACAAGAUUGGUAAUGGAGGAUCGACCCUACACGCCCUGCACUCACUCAGUGAGAUGUACGGAGAGUCCCUGUCCAAACUCAAAAUCAUUCUCAUACACGCAGGUGGGUUCAGUCAGCGUUUACCCAACGCCAGCGCUUUGGGAAAGAUCUUCAUGGCCGUUCCUCUGGGCGAGCCCUUGUACCAGAUGCUGGAGAUAAAGCUGGCCAUGUACGUGCACUUUCCUGCUGGUAUGAAGCCAGGUGUGCUGGUGACCUGCGCUGAUGAUAUGGAACUGUACAGCACUGAAGAGAAGCUGGUGUUUGAUAAACCAGGAUUCACCGCCCUCGCUCACCCUUCACCGGUGUCUGUGGGCACCACACACGGCGUGUUCGUCCUCAAACCGGAUGAAGGUCCACCCACGCGGGACGUGGAGUACAGGACGUGUUUACGGUUCCUGCACAAACCCAGCGUAGAUGCCAUGCACCAGAGCGGAGCAGUGUUCAGAGAGAUGGAUGAGCAGCUGGUCUACACCGACAGUACGUACUACAUGGAUCAUGGCACCGCCAUGGCGCUGCUGGAUCUAUUUCAAAAGAUCCGACCUCUGACAUGUGAGAUCGACGCCUACGGAGACUUCCUGCAGAGUUUAGGAUCUGGUGCCACGUCGGAGUACGUCAACAACACGGCUAACGUUCUGAUUAAGGAGAACGAGCUGGUCCAGGUCAGAGAAAAGAUCUUUCAGCAUCUCAGAGGAACGCCACUCAACGUCAUCGUCCUCAAUGAGUCAAAGUUCUACCACGUUGGCACCAUGGAGGAGUAUCUGUACCACUUUACUCUGGAUCCUUGUCUCAGAGGAGAGCUCGGACUCCUGAGCACCACCUUCAGUCUGUGCCCUCCGGACGUGUGUGAUGAGAAGAACGUGUGUGUUAUGCACAGCGUCGUUCAGCCUGGUUGUAGAAUAUCUGCAGGUAGUGUGGUAGAGUACAGCAGGCUGGACCCCGGAGUCACCGUGGGUCAGAACAGCAUCAUCAGCAGCUGCUGGGUGGAUUCGGGUCUCUCCGUACCCCCUCACACCUUCUUCCACUCUCUCAGUGUGAGUUCCGAUGCCGGACUGGGGUCUGUUACCGUAGCGUUCGGCGUUCUGGAUGAUCUGAAGAAGACGGUGCCCGGUCACGCCCACCUGAACCGGUUGGAAAUGUUCGGAGUCUCUUUGCAGGAGGUGGUGAGCCGCUGGGGGUGGAGCUCCGAGGACGUGAGGUUCUCUGGAGGUGGGACUGUGCUGAACCUGUGGAACUGCAGGCUGUUCCCCGUCUGUGGGGACAUGAGGAGCUCGUUCUCCUCCACGCUGAAGAUGGUUCGAGCCGCACAAGGACACAAAAACACGACUUUAUCCAAACACAGCCAGAGGCUCUCGCUGCAGGAUGUACUGCAGAAUAAAGACUUAGAGAACAUGCUGAAGUUCAGAAGAGAGCUUUACGAGGAAAUUCUGCAGAAUAAGUAAAGUGUAAAACCACGAUGUGGGGCGUCUGUGUAUCUGUGUGUGUUUGGGUGGAGGCCUGAAGACCAGCGUCUAAAUAUUAAUGAAGAUUAUUGAUCAAAUCUGUGACAUUUUAAUCCAAAUAAAGAAGAAAAGCUACAGCAUCAACAUCCCUGAAACUUUAUUGAACCACAAGUCGUCCCCGGACAGGAGCAGCUCAUAAGAUCUCACAACCUGCUGUCAGGCUGAUCAGGAAGCUCAGAAAACAAACCCAGCAGGACGAGCUGAAAGCAGCAGGAACAGCAGCAGUCACUGUGAACCGAGCCACUGUGCCGUCUGUUUCUGAUUAUAAAUAAAAUAUAAACUAUAUAUAAAUAUAAAA
This is a messenger RNA of Trichomycterus rosablanca, 2105 nucleotides long. RefSeq names its product fucose-1-phosphate guanylyltransferase (gene fpgt). Gene Ontology annotation, molecular function: transferase activity, transferring phosphorus-containing groups. The coding region runs from base 35 to 1747 and encodes 570 amino acids. The record is from RefSeq and is a predicted model, not a curated record. The transcript is spliced from 5 exons. NCBI's taxonomy places the organism in Eukaryota, Metazoa, Chordata, Actinopteri, Siluriformes, Trichomycteridae.